Gopherus evgoodei (Goodes thornscrub tortoise) is the source of this 2701-nucleotide messenger RNA. RefSeq names its product myotubularin-related protein 9-like. Gene Ontology annotation, biological process: negative regulation of autophagy. Bases 395 to 2134 code for a protein of 579 amino acids. The record is from RefSeq and is a predicted model, not a curated record. The transcript has 12 exons. NCBI's taxonomy places the organism in Eukaryota, Metazoa, Chordata, Testudines, Testudinidae.
ACAUGCUUAUCACCAGCUUCUCAGAAGCAGCAGCUGCCGCAAGGUACUGCAUGCCCACUGCAGAAGCCACUGUGCCCAUCUCUGUGGCGCAUUCCCUGCUGCCAGCACCUGGGCGCCCCUGUUCGCUGGGGCAUGGCUUUUCCAGCCAAAGAAUUCCUUUGCAGCCCUGAUCCCAGCGCUAGAGGUUUGGGCUUGAGCAGGAUCUGCCCCCUCUGCUGACCCAGCUUUCCGACUGCAGCCUGAGGGGUGCCAUUCCAGAAACAGGUGCUGGCCGAGGACUUUGCCUUGUCGCUGUUGCCUGUCAGCCUUUUGGGAAGGACACGUGACAAUUCUUUGGGCCUCUCUGUGCCCCGCGCUCCUUGCCAGGGUUCAGCUCGGCACCGCUGCCGUCACCAUGGAGUUUGCAGAGCUGAUCAAGACAGCGAAGGUGGAGAACGUGCAGCUCUCAUGCCCCGGGCUCCCACCGAUCAAGGGGACACUGUGCAUUACCAGCCAUCACCUGCUGCUGUCGUCCCAGCCCGGGGGCAAUGGGGAGCAGGGCACAGUGGAGCUUUGGCUUCUCAUCCGGAACGUGGACGCUGUUGAGAAAAGUGUUCAGAACCUAGGCUGGUACCAAACCUCCAGGACUAACAGCUCCCAUCGAGAGACCAGGAUUGCAAGUUCCUUGGGCACAAUCACACUCAAGUGCAAAGACCUGAAGGUGCUGCAGCUGGAGAUCCCAGGUAUGGAGGAAUGUCUCAACAUCGCCAGCUCCACUGAGGCCCUCUCUUCUGUGGAUUCAGUGAUGAUGAUGUACCCAUUCUUCUACAGACCCCAAAGCAUGAAGCUCAAGGAUGGGUGGCAGCUUUACCCCCUCCAACGUUACUACCAACAAAUCGCCUCAGAGACAAGUGCUUGGAGGCUGAGUUGCAUUAACGGGGAUUUCACCAUCUGCUCCAGUUACCCACCAGCUGUAAUUGUACCAGCCACGGUGGAUGAUAAGGUCUUGCAGAAGGCUGCCCGGUUCCGCCAGGGGGGACGAUUCCCUGUCCUCAGCUACUAUCACAAGAAGAAUGGGACGGUGAUGCUCCGUAGCAGCCAGCCACUGAUAGGGCCCAACAGGAAGAGCUGCCAAGAGGAUGAGCUGUUGCUCAGCGCCGUCCUGAAUGGAGGGGAGCGCGGCUUCAUCAUCGACACCCGCUCAGCUCAGGCAGCCAAGCAGGCUCGGAUGAUGGGGGGUGGCACAGAGCCCAAGUCCUCCUAUCCACGCUGGAAGAAGCUGCACAGGCCACUGGAGAGAGGCCGCCCGCUCCAGGAGAGUUUCAUUAAACUGGUAGAAGCCUGCAACGACACUUCCCUCAGCAUGGACCGCUGGCUGAGCAAGCUGGAGGGCUCCAAAUGGCUGGCCCACGUCAAAGCAGCCCUGAGCACCGCCUGCCUGGCCGCCCAAUGCAUGGAGAGGGAAGAGGCCUGCAUCCUGGUGCAUGGAGCCGAAGGGACAGAUACCACCCUGCUGGUGACAGCUCUGGCCCAGGUGAUCCUAGACCCCGACUGCAGGACGCUGACUGGGUUCCAGGGGCUGCUGGAGCGGGAGUGGAUAGAGGCAGGACACCCGUUUCACUUCCGCUGCGCCCACUCCGCAUACUCCCAUGCCCGGUUCAAGCAGGAGGCUCCCAUCUUCCUCCUCUUCCUCGACUGUGUCUGGCAGCUGGGGCGCCAGUUCCCCUUCUCCCUGCAGUUUAACGAGCGCCUCCUGCUGGUACUGUUUGAACACACAUACGCAUCCUGCUACGGGACCUUUCUGUGCAACAGCGAGAAGGAAAGGUGCUUGUGUGAAGUGAAGGAGAAAACUCACUCCCUCUGGUCCUGGCUGAAUCAACCCAGCGAGUUGAAGAAACACCUGAAUCCCCUGUACACGUACAAUGCCCUGGUCAUCUGGCCGUCCGUGGAGCCUCAGAGCCUGCAGCUCUGGCAAGGUUUGUUCCUCCGGUGGAUCCGAUCCUCUCAAUACUUAGACGAAGCCUGGGCAGAAAUCCAGCGACUAGUGACAAGCUGUGAAGAUGCCCCAGAGGAGAGCGCAGGGCGCACACUGUGCCACUCACAACCAGAUGCUGCUUACCCACUGACAAUCACAGGGACCACAAACGAAGGAUGAACCAGGACAUCGGCGACUGCAACAGAACAGCUGCUGGCUCAGGCUCGGCCACAUCUCCCACCUAUCGCUCAGACUGCUCCAGAGGCAGCGAGGACAGACACUGCCUCUUCGGGAGUAGGGCUUUGUGCUGGUCACCCGGGCUCUGUUGACAGCAGGCCAGGCUCUGAGCCGAACGCACCAGGCGCACAGAGAACAGAGGACACAUGGGGCAGGCACGGACUCAACCUCGUGGCACAACGCUUUGAGCAGUUACAUAGUGCAGACUAGGUUUGUUACAGUAAAAUGGUCUCUACUCAUGACAUCUCCUUUCAAGGGAGAACAUUCAGGGCAUGUCUACACGGCAAUAAAAAACCCACGGCUCUGAGCCUCAGAGCUGGGUCAGCUGACGUGGGGUCACAGAGCUAAAAAAAGAAGAUAUUCAGCACCAAAACCUUCCUAGUGCGGGAAGUAACUGUUUCAUGAGGAAAGUCAGCUAAGUCUCACUUUCUGCACAAAGCAAUGGGGUCAUGUGCAUUUGUCAGCUGGAAACAUAGCAGCCAGUAAUUAGUUUCUGGCUUGUUUACAGAU